AUGUUGAUGAAAGCAUAUGAAAAUAAAAUACGUCCAAUUGAAAUACGACAUUUAUGGAGUUCAUUUAAUUCGUUACCACUUCAAACGGCAGAACUAAAUAGUAAACCAACAUUAUUGUUCAUUGGACAAUAUUCAGCCGGAAAGACAUCAAUGAUAUCUUAUUUAUUGCAUGGAUUAUAUCCUGGUGCGGUUAUUGCACCCGAACCAAGCACCGAUUUCUUCACUCAUAUUACUUAUAGCGAAGAAGUACAAACACUGCCUGGUCCUACAUUGGUUGCAGAUAAAAAUUAUCAAUUUCAGAUUCUCAAUAAAUUUGGCGAUACAUUUUUGAACAAAUUUCGAUGUGUAAAGUUCAAAGCUGAAUUGUUAAAAUAUAUAUCAAUUAUUGAUACUCCUGGAAUAUUAAGUUCUGACAGACAGAUUUCUACACGAGGAUAUGAUCUUGUGGAAGUCACUAAAACAUUAGCGAGUAAAGUUGAUCGUAUUUAUGUGAUUUUUGACGUGAAUAAAAUAGAUAUAAGCCAUGAAUGUGCGAAGAUAAUUGAAAUAUUGGAAGGUUGCAAAGAAAAAAUAAAAUUUAUACUGAAUAAAGCAGAUUCGAUAUCAGAAUACGAGUUGCUACGAGUUAAAACCUCACUUAUUUGGUCACUCGGAGGGAUUAUGAAAUGUCGUGAAGUUCCCGACAUUUUCGUUGGUUCCUUUUGGCCUUAUUUAAUGCGAAAAGGGAGGUCAGAUGAAUUAGUGCAAGAAGAAUUGCUUCAGGAUAUCAAAGAUAUUCCAAAUUCUUUUGAACUAAACAGAAUUAAUGAUGUUGUUAGACGUGUGAAAAAAUUACGAAUACAUACAUAUAUUAUGGAUGAAAUAAUUCGGCAAUAUUUUUUCUUUAAAUAUCGCAAAAAUUUGACAAAAACCGCAACAACUCCAAACGAAUUAAUGCCGAUUUUCGAGAGAAUCUCAAAAAAAUAUCAAAUAACAAAAAAUGAUUUGCCUAAUCCAAAAGAAUUUCACGAAAAAGCUAAACAAACCGAAUCGAUAAACUGGAAUAAGAUCGAUGCAAAGUUGAAUAGAUUAUUAGAAAGUUUCCUCGAUGAAGAUAUAGCUGCAAUCACAGUGAAAGCAUGCCGUGAAACUAGAUUAAAUAUUGAAUAUAAACUUCCGGAAAAAAAACUGAUAACAAUUGAAGUCGACUUGACUGAUUUGAAAAAGAAUAUGGAUAUAAAGGUGCAGCAAGAUAUUAUAUCACCAAUAGCGAUAUCAGCGAUAUGCGAUAAAAAUGAGUCAGUGAAGUCAAAGAACAAAUUUAUAAAUGAAAAACAAUUUAAAAAGGAAUGCAAGGAGGAAAAUAAUAGAGAAAAUGUUAAAAAAGAAGGAGAAGACAAUGAAGGAAAUAAAAAGGAUAUAAAAUCAGCAAUCAGAAAGAAAAUGGCAAUAAUAAAUGAGAAGGAAGAAGAGAAAGAAUAUAAAGGAAGCAAAGGAGAAUCGAAAGAGGAAAGAAAUUCAGAAAAAAUAAAAGAAAAGCGAAUCUGA
Molecule: messenger RNA, 1527 nt
Organism: Dracunculus medinensis (Guinea worm)
Lineage: Eukaryota; Metazoa; Nematoda; Chromadorea; Rhabditida; Dracunculidae
Source: the annotation of a GenBank genome assembly